UCCUCGCUGAAGCUCACACCCUCUUCUUCGAUCUCACACAUCUACAGCUAGCAGCUGUGUCCUCAGCAAUCUCCGUUAAUGGCGACGGCGAGGCUGCUCCUCCUCCUCGCGGUGGCGGCAGCGGCGGGCUCGGCCUGCUUCUGCAGCGGCCAGCAAGCGACGCAGGCGCUGGCGCCGGCCCCGCCACCGCCUCCGUACUGCGGGAGCUUCAGGCUGGCCGUGGAAGCGCACAACAUCAUCGGAUGGAAGACGGUGCCGGCGGAUUGCGCCAAGUACGUCGCCGACUACAUUUCCGGCGAGCGCUACCCGCGCGACUCCGGCGUCGUGAUAGACCAGGCCAUCGCCUACGCCGAGAGCAUCAAGCUCUCCGGCAAGGGCAAUGAGGUGUGGGUGUUCGACGUCGACGAGACCGCCCUCUCCACCAUGCCCUACCAAUCCAACCAUGGCUACGGAGCUCAGCCAUACGACCAGACGAGCUACCUCCAGUACGUAGCCGGGGGGAGUUCGCCGGCGCUGCAGUGGACGCUGCGGCUGUACCAGCGGCUGCUCCAGCUCGGCAUCAAGCCGGUGUUCCUCACCGACCGCACCGACGACCAGAGCGCCGUCACCGCCCACAACCUCCUCCAGCAGGGCUACUGCAGCUGGGAGAAGCUGCUGCUCCAGCCGGCCGGCCUCCAGACCUCCACGCAGGCGUUCAAGACCGGCCAGCGUCAGAAGCUGGUGGCCGCCGGCUACGCCAUCGUCGGCAACAUCGGCGACCAGUGGAGCGACAUCCUCGGCUCACCGGAGGGCUGCCGUACCUUCAAGCUCCCCAACCCCAUGUACUACGUUGCCUAGCUGAUUGGUCGGUGGUGGCGGUACGUGCCAUUGCUAGCUCCUCGCCUGGCGAGCUGGCUAUGGAUGGAUCUCCAUGACUUCGCGUGUGUUUCGUCUACAUGGUUUCUAUUUGUGAACUUGUCGGUAGAAGUCAAUACGUAAGCUUGAUUUUUCUUGUUGAUUGUUGAUGAGAUGAGAUUUGUAAUAAUAGUUGCUGCGUGGUUGGGGCCAUUGAUUGUUGGGUGUAUUGUGUUGGACGAACUGAUUGUAUUUCAGUACUUAGUAGUGGAAUUAAUGGAUAAAAUAUAAUAGCAUUAAAUGUGUUCA
Molecule: messenger RNA, 1143 nt
Organism: Oryza brachyantha (malo sina)
Lineage: Eukaryota; Viridiplantae; Streptophyta; Magnoliopsida; Poales; Poaceae
Product: stem 28 kDa glycoprotein-like
Exons: 2
Coding region: 79-837 (252 amino acids)
Molecular function (GO): acid phosphatase activity
Source: RefSeq, a predicted model, not a curated record